Messenger RNA from Lachancea sp. 'fantastica', 2136 nucleotides. NCBI's taxonomy places the organism in Eukaryota, Fungi, Ascomycota, Saccharomycetes, Saccharomycetales, Saccharomycetaceae. The record is from the annotation of a GenBank genome assembly.
AUGCCUUGCUUCAAUGACCUUAUUCGACAAUGUUUUACUGACGCUGUCGUCCAAGUUCGUGCUUUACCUCAGUACAGCGAUAAUCAUUGGAAAAAAAAAUACUGCAUACAAAUUUUACUAGCUCAUCGCUUCUCAUCGCGCACCGAAAAACAGCAACAUCUCAGCAAUCAAAGCAGGUUUUGGAGGCAUUCAAAUAUGGCAAACAAAUCUGGUUCGGGUACCAAAGUUCCAGAAGAUACCAGGUUCGCGGGUGUUCACAACGACCCCAAAUUUAGAGAGACUAAAGCCAAAAAGUUCAAGAUCAAGCUAGAUGACAGAUUUAGCGAGCAGGAUCUGGAGUACAAGAGGAAGGCUAAGGUUGACAAGUACGGUCGGCGUCUGAAAGGCCAGGACAAUAGGGAAAAGAAAGAUUUCGAGAAAUACUACGAAAAAGAAGACGCUUCCAAGAAGCUAGAGGAAAAUAGCGAUGAAGAUAGUAGCGACAGCGAAGAAGACGAAAAAAAAUUGAAAGCUUCCAGCAAGAAAACCAGUCUAGAUAGAGCCCGUGGUGAGGUGCCUAGUGAUUACGCUUCUUCGUCUGAUGAGGAUUCGUCGUCCUCGGAAUCAGAAGCGGACUCUGGUGAUAGCGAUCUUGAAAGUGAUGAGUCCGAAGUGGAAAUUGAAGGUGCCAAACCAGAAUCGGGAGAGAGCAGCAAAACUUUGGCCGUGGUAAACUUGGACUGGGACCAUGUCAAAUCGGAUGAUCUGAUGAUCACAUUCUCCAGUUUCGUCCCAAAGGGUGGUAAAAUCGCGAAGAUUGCAAUUUACCCAAGCGAGUUUGGAAAAGAGCGUUUGACUCGUGAACAAGUCGAGGGACCUCCUAGAGAGAUUUUUGCGAGCAAGAAGAAAAGCAAGAGAAGCAAAGACGACGAUAGCGACUCUGAGGUUGAUGUUAAAGACUUGUACGAAGAAGGUGACGCUGAGGAUUACGACGUCAAGUCGUUGCGUCGUUAUCAGCUUGAAAGACUCAGAUACUACUAUGCGGUUGUCUACUGCUCAAAUGUGGAAACAGCUGAGUCUAUAUACAAAAACUGUGAUGGCACAGAGUUCGAAUCCACUGCAAACAUGUUCGAUCUUAGAUAUGUUCCCGACGGAAUGAAAUUUGACGAUGAACCCAGAGAUGACUGCUCUGAGCUGCCUAAGAACUAUAGACCUGCGCAAUUCAGUACCGAUGCGCUUCAGCAUUCGAAAGUGAAGCUUACGUGGGAUGAAACGCCCGCAGACCGGGUAUCAAUGGCCAAAAGAGCUUUCAGUCAAAAGGAACUUGAUGAGAUGGACUUCAAGGCCUAUUUGGCAUCUGAUAGUGAGGACUCGGAACCAGAAUACAAUGUCAACCUCAAGGAUAAACUGAAGGCCCUGGCAAACCAAUCAGCACAAGUUGGUGACCGUUCUGUUUUUGACAAGAAAUCAGAUGAGGAACAGAGCGAUGUUGACAUGCAAAUAACGUUUGCUCCAGGGUUGGCGGAAGCGGACGAUUCCAAAGAAGGAGCAGAUGGAAACACAGACGAAACUACUAUAGAAAAGGUAAGGCGUAAGGAAAAGGAGCGCCGCAAGAUGCGCAAGGAGCGCAUAAAGGAACUAAAGAAACAAACGUCUGAAGAAAAACAGAAGUCGAAGGAGUCAAGGUCAGCAAAGAAGUCCAAGUCGCCCGAAGACACUAAUUCAAAGUCGGCUGCUGAAUUGGAGCUACUGAUGAUGGACGAUGAGGAGCAAGAGGGUGGUUCUAGCAUCAACAAAAAGGCGCAUUUCAACAUGAACGAUAUCAUGAGGUCCGAAAAGGAAAAGGCCAAAAAGUCCAAGUUUCAGGAUAAACGCAAAAUCACUGAUGACCAGUUCAAGCCUGAUCUCAACGAUCCACGGUUUAGCGAGAUGUUUGAGGACCACGACUUUGCAAUUGAUCCAUCUCAACCCGAGUUCAAGCAAACUCCUGCCAUGAAGCAAAUUUUGCAAGAGAGAAACAAGCGCUCACACAAGAGCAAGACGAAGAAAAGAAGCGGUGCAGAACUUGAUGCUAGUGCAGACAAUCACACAGACGUUGCAGGCCUCGUUAACAAGAUGAAACGGUCGGCCAAAAAGCACAAAAAAUCCAAAAAUUAG